Saccostrea cuccullata (small rock oyster) is the source of this 1034-nucleotide messenger RNA. RefSeq names its product prostaglandin reductase 1-like. Gene Ontology annotation, biological process: prostaglandin metabolic process. The annotation marks the transcript as partial. Gene Ontology annotation, molecular function: 2-alkenal reductase [NAD(P)H] activity; 15-oxoprostaglandin 13-reductase [NAD(P)+] activity. The record is from RefSeq and is a predicted model, not a curated record. Gene Ontology annotation, cellular component: cytoplasm. The transcript is spliced from 8 exons. NCBI's taxonomy places the organism in Eukaryota, Metazoa, Mollusca, Bivalvia, Ostreida, Ostreidae.
AUUACAUUUUGCCUUUGGGUUAACGCUAAACUGAACAAGCUGACCGCUGUUCAAAGUAUUAUUUUAUUUUCUGUUUUAGAAGUUCUUUGUGAAGCAGUCUUCUUAAGUGUUGAUCCAUAUAUGAGAUUAUUUCCAGUUCCAAUAGACUCUGUCAUGAUGGGGGAACAAGUUGCCAGGGUAAGUAAAAGUGAGAACCCGGAUUUUCCAGUGGGAGCCAUUGUUCAGAGCAUGUUAGGCUGGAGGUCCCACACAGUUGUAUCAGAUCCCUCCAAACUCAACAAAGUUCCAGACAUGGGAGAUCUACCUAAAUCACUGGCACUGGGAACAUUGGGAAUGCCAGGUAUGACAGCCUACUUUGGGUUUCUGGAGGCAUGUUGUCCAAAAAAUGGAGAGACAGUCUUUGUGAAUGCUGCAGCGGGAGCCGUCGGCAAUGUUGUGGGACAAAUCGCCAAAAUCAAGGGCUGUAAAGUCGUGGGAAGUGCUGGGAGUGAAGAGAAAUGUAAAUGGCUAAAGGAAGUUUUGGGAUUCGAUGAGGUGUUUAACUACAAAACAACUCCACUAGAGAAGGCCCUCAAAGAUCACGCUCCAGAAGGAGUGGACUGCUUUUUCGAUAAUGUUGGUGGGGAAGAAACAACCACUGUAUUAAAACAUAUGAACAAAUGUGGAAGGACAGCUAUCUGUGGAUCUAUUUCCCAAUACAACAAAGAACAAAAGGAUAAAGGUGACCUACCAUACGGACCAAUAUUGAUGAAUAUGUUACGUGUGGAGGGUAUUCAAGGUUGGCAUCAUGUCCAGAAAUGGCCAGAAGGAUUAAAACAGAUGUUACAAUGGAUUCAAGAGGGGAAGGUGAAGUAUAAGGAGACUGUGACGGAAGGCUUUGACAAGAUGGUUUCUGCUUUCAUAGGCCUAUUCUCAGGUCAAAAUAUCGGAAAAGCUAUAGUAAAAGUAUGAACCCAUUGGAAAAAUAAACUAAAAGUUAAAAGCUGCAAUGAUUAUCAUAAGAUAGAAAUAUUAUAGACUUAUACUACGAACAU